Plasmodium relictum is the source of this 2199-nucleotide messenger RNA. RefSeq names its product conserved Plasmodium protein, unknown function. The transcript has a single exon. Lineage: Eukaryota; Apicomplexa; Aconoidasida; Haemosporida; Plasmodiidae. Gene Ontology annotation, cellular component: histone deacetylase complex; chromatin. Gene Ontology annotation, molecular function: chromatin DNA binding; histone H3K9 demethylase activity; transcription coregulator activity. The coding region runs from base 1 to 2199 and encodes 732 amino acids. The record is from RefSeq and is a predicted model, not a curated record. Gene Ontology annotation, biological process: regulation of transcription by RNA polymerase II.
AUGCAGGCUCCUUCAUUCAAGCCAAUUUAUGAAGUUAUUAGAAUUAAGAAAAAAGAUAAGGUAGAUAUAAAUACAGAUUUAUAUAAAAAAUUUUUAGAUAUAAGAAAAAAAGCUAAUAUAGAAUUAAAAAAUAAAAAUGUAAAAAUAAUUAUCUAUGAACAUAUAGAGUAUAAUGAAGAACAGAAAUUAAAUGAUGGAGAUAGCAACAAUAGUAGUUACUUAAGCGAUGGAGAAAAAAAACAAGAACCUUUUGAUUUAGAAGAAAAAAAAAAAGUUGAUAAAAAAAAGAUAAAGAGUAAUGAAAAUAUAAGAAAUAAAAAAGGAAAGGAAAAAGACAUACACAAAUCAAAAAAUGGGAUAUCACAUAAUAUAUUAUUAAAUGAUAAUAAAACAGAAAAUAAUGAGAAAGAUAAAGAAAAAGAUAGCAAGCAAAUUAAUAAUAAUAAUAAUUUAGAAAACAUUGAAAAAAACAAUGAAAAUUUAAAAAAAACAAAAAAUGAAUAUAAUGAUAUAGUAAAAGAAAGAAAAAAAAAAAAUAUAUUAGGAACAGUUAAAAUAUUAUAUAAUUUUUAUGUUAAUUUAUUUGAUAAAUUAAAAGAAGAUAUAGAAAAUAUUAAAAACAAUACAUCUAAUAAUAAUAUUGAUUUAUUUAGAGAUAUGAAUUUGUAUACAAAUUACAUAUCCUUGUUUGAUAUUAUAAAUUUAUGUGAAGAUUUAAAAAUUAUAAAAAAUUUUCUUAAUUCAAAAAAAGAAUGUGAAUUAAUAUGGAUACUCACAGUUAAUUAUUUUGAUAGAAUUAAAGAAAAUGUUUUUGAAAAAUAUAAAAAUAAAAUUGAUGUAUCCUAUAAAAAAGAAAAUAUAGUAAUACAAGUAAAAGAUACUGAAUCAAAUAUAAGUACCUCUGUGACAGAAGAAAAAAAUGAGAUAAAGAAAAAUAUUGAAGAUGAAACUUCGAAAAAGGAGGAAGAAGAAAAAAAAAACAAAAAAACAAAAAUAGAAAAUAAUGAAGAAACAUAUAAAGAUGAUGAAAGUAGAAAAGGUAAUGAAGAUCAUAGAAAUAUAAAAAGAAAUAACUCUGUUAAAAAAAGUGAAGAAAAAGAAGAGAAAAAUAAUAAUAAAAUUGAUUGUAAUUGUAAUAUUGAUAAUUUAGAAAAAGAGAAAAAGAAAGAAAAAAUAAAUUAUAGUAAUAUAGAAGAAAAUAAUAAUAUAAAGGAUUAUAUUUAUGAAAAAUGUUCUGAAAAAGAAAAUUCUAUAAUGUUUAGAAAGGUAAACUUUUUUAUUUUUGUAUAUAUAAUAAUUUAUAUUAUAAAAACAAGUACAAGAAAAAUAAAAUCAAUAAAUGAUGACAUAAGAAAAGUUAGAACUUUCUUUUUUUUUUUAAAUUUAUAUGAAAAAAAAAAGACAAUAGAAACAUUAACAAAUAUAUAUAAAGAUAAAUAUUUGAAUUUUUAUCAAAAUUUUAAUGGAAUAAAGGAUAUAGAGGAACACAGAAAAAGGAAAAUAUUUUGUCAUAAAUUUUCUUUUUAUAAUAUCAAUAAAAUUAUAAAUAAAAGAGAAGACUUAAUAACUCUUAAAAAUAUAUCCAAGCAACAUGAUAACUCUUAUAUUUCAACUAAAAGUGAAAGUAAAAAUGUUAAUGAAAAUGAUACAUUAAAUUUUGAUAAUACAUUGAAUGAAAAAACUAAUAAAUUUGAAAAUAGUGAAGAGAAUAAAAAAGUAGAUUUAUGUAAUUAUGAAGUAACUAAUUAUAUAGAAACAUCUGAAUUAAAAACUGAUUAUAAUUUAACAGAUAAUAUAAAUAAAAAUAGAAAAGAAGAUAUUCUUUUAAAUCAAUAUUUAUUUGAUUAUAUUUUUAAAAAUUAUUGUUAUAAAAAAAAUUAUUGGAAAUUAAAAGAGGAGGGCACUUAUGUAGACUUUGGACAGAUUAAAAACAAAAAUAAAAAAUAUAAGAUAGAUAUUUAUAAUCAUAGUAAAUACAAUAUAAAUGUUGAUGUUGAUAUUGAGAAUGAAUUACCUUUACUCGCUAUUUUUAAGGAUAAACUAUUUUGUGUCAAUUCAAAAUAUACUAUUUAUUUACAAAUAGAUAAAGCAAAAGUUGGAGAAAAGCUAGGUUUUAUUAAUGUUAAAUUUAAAUAUAGAAAUAUAAAUAAAGAGGAUACUAUUAUAAAAAUUCCAGUUUAUAUUUAUAUAGAAGAAUAA